This is a messenger RNA of Populus trichocarpa (black cottonwood), 4079 nucleotides long. Its product is annotated as exocyst complex component SEC8. The transcript is spliced from 27 exons. Gene Ontology annotation, biological process: Golgi to plasma membrane transport; exocytosis. NCBI's taxonomy places the organism in Eukaryota, Viridiplantae, Streptophyta, Magnoliopsida, Malpighiales, Salicaceae. Gene Ontology annotation, cellular component: exocyst. The record is from RefSeq and is a predicted model, not a curated record. Bases 470 to 3640 code for a protein of 1056 amino acids.
UCCAUCCUUUUUCCUAGAAAUAGAAGGUUAAAUUAUUACAGAGCCAGCCAAGAGCAGGAAAUACCUCCAAAAGCCAAAUACAGCAUUCUUUCAUUUUCGACUACGUUCUCCGUCCUUGUCCGUCUCCCUCUCUGUAUCAACAACAGUAACAAACCGAUCAUCCUUUUCACUACCUCCUAAACCGGCGAUUCGUCCCGAUAUUUCGGUCUCGCCAGUGUGCUAUCCGCAUCCAUCCUUCGCCGAUUCAUAGGAACACCUCCAUGUCCGCGUUCCACUUCGCUCUUAUUCAACCGUCAAUCAUCCGAACGCGACGUCGUUUUCUUCUUUCGAAUUGAAAAGCACAAAUCUGAUCAGCUAUUUCGAGUUUGUUAUCAUCUACUAGACUGAAUCAUCAAGAGCCAAAAGAAAAAUGAAGGGCCUUGUUGGGAUGAGCUGGGUGUAAAACUGCAGUUGAAGUGAAAGGAUUAAGAUGGGGAUUUUUGAUGGGUUGCCUGUUCCUCCUGACAAAGCAUAUUUAAGAGAAGAGCUUUCAAGAAUAGAUGAGAGUUGGGCUGCUGCACGUUUUGACUCAUUGCCUCAUGUUGUCCAUAUUUUAACCUCAAAAGAUCGCGAAGCCGAAGCCCAAGUUUUGAAGGAGCAAAGUGAUGUUGUUGAGGAUGUCGUCGAUGAAGUUGUGCAAUCUUAUCAUAGUGGCUUCAAUAAAGCAAUUCAAAAUUAUUCUCAGAUCUUGCGGUUAUUCAGUGAAUCUGCUGAAAGUAUCACUGCAUUAAAGAUUGAUUUGGCUGAAGCAAAGAAACGUCUUGGUAACCGGAAUAAGCAAUUGCAUCAGUUGUGGUAUCGGUCUGUUACACUACGACACAUAAUCUCUCUUUUAGAACAAAUUGAAGGCAUUGCUAAGGUUCCGGCUCGUAUUGAGAAACUCAUUGCUGAAAAGCAAUUUUAUGCAGCAGUUCAAUUGCAUGCUCACUCAUCAUUGAUGCUUGAGCGAGAAAGUCUUCAAACGGUUGGUGCUCUUCAAGAUGUGCGAUCUGAGCUGACAAAGCUGCGAGGAGUUCUCUUCUAUAAAGUUUUAGAGGAUUUGCAUGCACAUCUUUACAACAAGGGAGAACAUGGCUCAGUUGCCUCAAGCAUGCAUGAGAGAUAUGAUGAAUUGCCGACUACCGUAGCUGUUACUUUUACUAUGAGCAAUUCACAAUCUCUAUCUCGAAGAACGAAGUUGAUGAAAGGUGACAAUCAUAGCUUUGCUGAUGGAUCAUACAGGCCAAGCUCUAUUGAUGGAAGUUCAUUUGAUGGUCCUGAUGAGGAUCUUGAUAUAUCUGAUGAGGCAACGCCCGAUGGGCACAUUGGAUCAAUGAGAGCAAAUGGUGGCAAUGGGAACAUGAAGGACAUUAAAAUUGUUUCUCAUCAAAUACCAAGUUGGCUUUCAAAUUCUACUCCAGAUGAAUUUAUUGAAAUUAUUAAAAAGAGUGAUGCUCCACUUCAUGUGAAGUAUUUGCAGACCAUGGUUGAGUGCCUCUGCAUGCUGGGCAAAGUUGCAGCUGCUGGUGCAAUAUUAUGCCAAAGGUUGCGUCCUACAAUUCAUGACAUCAUCACUUCCAAGAUAAAAGCUCAUUCAGAACUUGUCAACUCUUCAAGGUCUAGCAAUGACCAAACUGCCCAAACCAGAGGUCUUCAUUCUGUGAAAGGACAACUAGAAAGCUACCAGUUGUCAAAACAGAAGCGUCAGAAUGGGAUGUCAUUGUCACGGACACUAUUGGCAGUAAGCCCUGUCUCACCAGUGAUGGCUCCCACAGGGAAAGCACAGGCUGCUGCAAAAGAGCUUCUUGAUUCAAUUUUGGACAUUGUUGUUCGAAUAUUUGAGAAUCAUGUCAUUGUUGGAGAGCUUCUGGAAGUAAAAACUGCUCAGAAUGGUGACAUGAACACACCAAGGUCGUUGACAGCAGAUGCAAAUUGGAGCCCAGAUUCUGAAGCAUCUCAAGUUACUGGAGGUUACAGUAUUGGCCUUUCCUUGACAGUUUUACAGAGUGAAUGCCAACAACUCAUAUGUGAAAUUCUGCGAGCUACUCCUGAAGCUGCAUCUGCAGAUGCUUCUGUACAAACUGCUAGACUGGCGAGCAAGGUCCCUUCCAAGGGAAAAAAGGAUGGGUCAGAAGAUGGGCUCGCCUUUGCUUUUCGCUUCACGGAUGCAACUAUAUCUAUUCCUAACCAAGGUAGUGUUGAUCUCAUUCGUCAAGGAUGGAACAGGAAGGGUCCAAAUGUGUUACAAGAAGGCUAUGGGUCUGCUGCUGUCUUGCCUGAGCAAGGCAUAUAUCUAGCAGCAUCUGUAUACCGUCCUGUUCUUCAGUUUACAGAUAAGGUUGCUUCAAUGCUGCCGAAAAAGUAUGCCCAGCUUGGGAAUGAUGGAUUGCUAGCUUUUGUGGAGAACUUUGUGAAAGAUCAUUUUUUACCAACUAUGUUUGUGGAUUACCGGAAGGGAGUACAGCAGGCUAUAUCAAGUCCAGCUGCAUUUCGUCCAAGGGCCCAUACUGUUGCUCCAUAUACACCAUCAAUUGAGAAAGGUCGACCUGUCUUGCAGGGACUUUUGGCUAUUGAUUUCUUGGCAAAAGAGGUGCUUGGUUGGGCUCAAGCAAUGCCUAAAUUUGCUGGUGACCUUGUGAAAUAUGUACAAACUUUCCUCGAGCGAACAUAUGAAAGAUGUCGGACAUCAUAUAUGGAGGCAGUUCUUGAGAAGCAGAGUUAUAUGCUGAUCGGAAGGCACGAUAUUGAGAAAUUGAUGCGAUUUGACCCAUCAAGUGCAUAUUUACCAAAUUCAGUUGGUGAAUCAAACAUGGUAAACAGUGCUUCAGAUGCUGAAUCUUUAGAGAUCGAAUCAGAAUUGAAUGAAUUAUUAUUCAAUCUGCAACCUAUCAAACAGGAAAAUCUAAUUCAUGAUGAUAACAAGCUUAUUUUGCUGGCUUCCCUUAGUGAUUCACUUGAGUAUGUUGCAGACUCAAUUGAAAGGCUUGGGAAAAUAACCUCACGAUCACCAAAUCAAGUAGCAGAUAAGGGCAAGACACUAGCAUCAUUUGCUGAUGAUUAUAGAAAAUUGGCUAUUGACUGCCUAAAGGUUUUGCGUGUAGAGAUGCAGUUGGAGACAAUAUUCCAUAUGCAGGAAAUGACCAACAGGGUGUACUUGGAGGACCAGGAUGCAGAAGAGCCAGAUGACUUUAUUAUUUCACUCACUGCACAGAUAACACGUAGAGAUGAGGAAAUGGCACCCUUUGUUGCGGGAGUGAAGCAGAAUUACAUAUUUGGUGGAAUUUGUAGCGUCGCAGCAAGUGCAUCUAUCAAGGCGCUGGCUGACAUGAAGUCCAUUAACCUUUUUGGAGUUCAACAAAUAUGCCGAAAUUCAAUUGCGCUGGAACAGGCUCUUACAGCUAUUCCAUCAAUUGAUAGUGAAGCUGUACAGCAGAGAUUAGAUCAUGUCCGAACAUAUUAUGAACUGCUAAACAUGCCAUAUGAGGCCUUGCUUGCUUUCAUCACAGAACAUGAGGGCUUGUUUACAGCUGCAGAGUAUAUCAAUCUUUUAAAGGUCAACGUCUCAGGGAGAGAAACCCCCCCAGAUGCACAAGAUCGAGUAUUGUACAUUUUAUCUCAUUAACUCUUUCAUUGGUGGGAGGAGGAUUAUUUUGUUGUGAAAAUCCAAGCGGUUCAUUAUUAAUGUUGCUUCACAAAUGUAUAGAACCGAUAAUUUACUUGUUUCAAGUUUGUGGAUACGGCCAGAUGCAGAAAGCGAGUUUCAUGGAUAUCACCUUCCAAGUAUGCAGAAAGCCACUCUGUGUUGAAUUCUUGGGGUAUAUUGCAGAGGUAAGGGGCUUGUCAAUGCUUUUGUUAUUGUAGCGUCUUGUGUAGUAAUAUUAUUUUUGUAUCCGUCUUUCCUUGGACCAGGGUUGAGUACUAGCUAGAAAAAUAAUUGAUUUAUUUUUCUUUUUACUUUGUAAAUCAUUCGUGUUAUUAUUUUCCCCAGAUCCUCUUAGCACUGAAAGUCUAGUUAUUAUUUUUAAUAAAAUAAAAUAAAUGCUAGGCAUCGAACUUGUUUA